Molecule: messenger RNA, 2019 nt
Organism: Salvelinus sp. IW2-2015
Lineage: Eukaryota; Metazoa; Chordata; Actinopteri; Salmoniformes; Salmonidae
Product: ADP-ribosylation factor 1
Biological process (GO): intracellular protein transport; vesicle-mediated transport
Cellular component (GO): plasma membrane; cytoplasm
Molecular function (GO): GTP binding; GTPase activity
Source: RefSeq, a predicted model, not a curated record
UGUUUCUGCCGUUUCACGGAAGUAAUUCUGGAAGCUCUGACGUGACCAAAUAAUAAUCGCCAUCUUGAGGAAGGAAACGCCUUGAAGAGGAAAGAAUUGAAAACAACUUUUUCCUUCUGACGAAGUUGAAUCCCCCAUCGUCACUAUGGGGAAUUUAUUUGCAAGUCUCUUUAAAGCAUUUGGCAAGAAAGAGAUGAGGAUCCUCAUGGUGGGUCUCGAUGCUGCUGGUAAAACAACAAUCCUGUACAAGUUAAAACUUGGAGAAAUUGUAACAACCAUUCCAACUAUAGGUUUUAAUGUUGAGACAGUUGAGUACAAGAACAUAAGUUUUACAGUAUGGGAUGUAGGCGGUCAAGACAAAAUUCGACCGUUGUGGCGUCAUUACUUCCAGAACACACAGGGUCUUAUCUUUGUUGUGGACAGCAAUGACAGAGAGCGAGUGAACGAAGCCCGUGAAGAACUGAUGAGAAUGUUGGCAGAGGAUGAACUACGAGAGGCAGUCUUAUUAGUAUUCGCUAACAAACAGGACCUCCCAAAUGCUAUGAAUGCGGCCGAAAUCACAGACAAGCUGGGACUGCACUCCCUCCGCCAUAGAAACUGGUACAUCCAGGCCACCUGUGCCACCAGCGGAGACGGUCUCUAUGAAGGACUGGAUUGGUUGUCUAAUCAGUUAAAAAACCAGAAAUAGGCCUAAUCAUCCGCUGUCGUCCUCAACUCACAUAUACCGUUUUCACACUAUCCUGCCGACCCAAACCGUACAGUGGCUCGGGUGAUUUCCUUUCACAUUUUCUUUUCCAGCAAGGUUCUAGCAACUGUGGUAGAUGAGUAACCAGGCCGAUGCAGUACAGCUCGGCAUGGCUCGGUUUAGUAGUGUGAAAAGGGUAACACUAUCUCUCUACCCUUGUUUGUACUCUUCUGAUGUUGCAAAUUGAGCUACUUUUGUCAAAACGUAACGUACCUACUGGAAAGCUGCCCUCAUGUCUCAUCUCUAGUUACAACAAUACACCAUAUGGGCCAGGAGGGAUAAUAACCCAAUCUUGGAAAACUGUCAGGGUUUCUUAUUUAAUGUAAAUAGUCAAUUUCUGGGGGGGGUUAUGAGGCAGCUUAUUGCACACUUACAAAAAUCAACCUUGGUUAUUUCCUCUUCUUGGCCCUUGGGUAGACAUACUCGUGUGUAGUAAAGGGAGGCAAAAAUAAAUAAAUAAACCAGCUAUCAUGGGACCCCAUGUCUCAACCUAACAUUUAAUGACUUUGCAUUAUACGUCAGCUGGAAAUUUGUACUGUAAGAAGGAGCGUUUCAUUUCUUUUUGGGGGGGGGGGGUUCUGAAUAAUGCAUAUAUACAGAUGCACUACUUGAAACAAUUAUGGUUUAAUACCUCAAUGCUACAAUAACCUGCUCUCCCAAAAUACCAUUUAGCAAAACACUGGCAUUAACUAGUUGUACUGUGAGAAUGUUCUUGAGAUGAAGCUUAAAACAGCUCGUGAGCUUCAAAGUCGAAAAGUCUUGUCAACACUUACCAGCUUUUGUUGUGUGCCAUAUCAUUUUGAGAAGUGGCUGCCAUGCAGUCUGUUCUACUGAGUCAUCAUUCACCUGCUUUAUGAUGAACAGAGGUGCAGAGGUGUCUGUUCAGCAUUGUUUGUAUGACAGCGGCUUAGGUUAAUAAUCAUGUGUACUGCCUUUGUCGCAAUGAACCUGAAUUUAAUAGCAAAAAAAGUGCAGGAUGUGGUCCGUAUGUUGGUCUUGUUGGCGAGCAACACGUGCAUGUUAGAGAUUCACAGAUUCUGCACAAUACCUAAAGAAGCAGAAUUCCUUCCUGCCUAUCCAUUUGCUAUAAUAAUCCCAUAUCCUAUGCAGAAUCUAUCUCAAACACACUUUGAUUGUCAGCGGGACUAGCUAAUUGAUUGUUUACAUUUUUAGUCUGCACAAGCAUUCUGUCGUUACCCCUCCUGUCAACUGCAGGUGCUCAAGGGUUGGGAUGCUUUGAUUUCCUCAACGUCCUCAUCACAAUGAUUUAGCGC